UGUUGUUGUUGAUUGGAUAUUUAUGUGCCUGGCUCUGUCAGUGUAAUUCACUGCUAAGCCGGGUUCAAGAGCGAUGGCUUCUUUCGUUUUCAAGUAAAUCAAAUUUAGAGUUAAAACAGUUGUUGCAAAGAAAAUAUAACAUUUUGGAAUUAGUUUUUAGGGUGAGGAGUUACCUCUCUUUGAAAUAUCAACGUUUCGAUUCAUUGCCACACUGUAUAACGAUUCACUGACUUUGAAAAUAAAAUAACAUCAGUCGAGUGUGCGAAGAGUAACAAUGGAAGACGGACGUGAGAAGUGGAGUCGGAAAAUCGAAUACCUUUUGGCCACAGCAGGGUAUGCUGUUGGACUGGGGAACGUAUGGAGGUUCCCAUAUCUGUGCUACAGAAGUGGAGGGGGGGCUUUCCUGAUCCCAUUCCUGAUUAUGCUGACCCUGUGUGGUAUCCCUCUGCUUUACAUGGAGAUGGCAGUGGGUCAGUUCACGCAGCAGGGGCCAAUAGGGGCCAUUGGGAGACUGUGUCCUCUAUUCAAAGGUGCUGGCCUUGCCACUGUGGUGAUAUCGUUUUUGUUUACAACGUACUACAACGUGAUAAUAACCUGGGCGUUCUACUACCUGUUCAGCUCGCUACAGGCCGUCCUACCAUGGUCAGACUGCAGCAAUGAUUGGAACUCGGACACCUGUUUUGAUGGCAGCAACAAGACUGUGGUUGACUUGACAACCAAUAUCACCAUAAUGGUCGCCAGGUCAAACAAUAGCAUAUCACCAACAGAAGAUUUCUAUGAGAGCCGUCUCCUUCAGAAAACCUCCGGUAUUGACUCCCCAGGGGCACUGAAAUGGGACCUGUCCCUUAUUCUGCUGUUCUGCUGGAUCCUGGUAUACUUCUGUUUAUGGAAAGGGCCAAAACUGACAGGCAAGGUUGUGUAUUUCACUGUCACAUUCCCAUACGUGGUGCUGCUGGUUCUCCUGAUACGAGGUUUGACACUGCCUGGGGCUGUCAACGGCAUCCUCUAUUUCAUUGUGCCACGUUGGGAACUCCUCCUGAAUGCAAAUGUGUGGGUGAAUGCCGCUGCUCAGACCUUUAACUCACUUGGUAUUGCGUUUGGAGGCAUCAUCACCAUGUCCAGUUACAACAAGCGUAACAAUAGGAUACUUAAGGAUGUACUUGCGAUAGGGCUGCUGGAUGUGUUCACAUGUGUGCUGGCAGGCUUUGCAAUAUUCUCUAUCCUUGGGUACCUAGCACACAACCAGGGCAAAGAUGUCCAUGAUGUUGUCAAAGAAGGGCCAGGUCUUGUGUUUAUCAUCUACCCUGAGGCGUUCACCAGCAUGCCUGUGUCUCCAUUGAUAUCAGUACUUUUCUUCCUCAUGCUCAUCACCCUUGGAAUAGAUAGUCAGUUUGCCUCAGUUGAAGUGAUUGUUACAACCAUACAAGACCAUUUCAGCCUUCAAGUGAAGAAGUACCUCAAGAGGAAGGAAUUCCUCGUACUGUUAGUCUGUUUGAUCUCAUUUCUUUGCGGCCUGCCAAAUGUUACUCAGGGUGGUAUAUAUUUCUUCCAACUCAUUGACAACUUUUCGUCAGCCAUGUCUCUCAUGUAUCUGGCAUUCUUCGAGGUCAUAGCUAUCACAUGGAUCUAUGGAGCACGUCGUUUGGCAAAAGAUGUUGAGAUGAUGACUGGUGUAAGGCCAAACAUUUUCUUUGUUGUUUGCUGGUAUGUCUUCUCACCUCUUCUCAUACUGGGUAUCUGGAUAUUCAGCCUGGUACAAUACACACCCUUCUCUAUGGCUGGUUACGAGUAUCCAGGCUGGGCUAUUGGUCUAGGCUGGUUCCUGGCUGCUCUCUCCAUUGUCUGCAUCCCAGCAGGCAUGAUACAUGCUGUCCUCAACAGUAAGGGGCAGUCACUCUGGCAGAAAUUCUUGAAUGCAUUAAAACCUGUGAGUGAAGAAGAAACAACCAUAAUGACUUCUGACACAAAGGAAAGAGAUGUAGAGUAUGUUAAAUAUAAUGGUAGUACUAGAGCCACUCAGUUCCAAGAGGAACACCAUGAAUACCCGAAUGGAAGUCCGUUGAAGCCUCUAAGCUACACGAAGGUGUGACCUGCACACUUUUCUAUGAGUUCUUAUUUAGCAUUGUCAAUUUGUGUUGUAUGCCAUCGUCAGAACCCAGUCACUCACAUGUGCUAUGCAUGGUUGAGUGUGGGAGAUAAGGCAACCCAAAUUGUGUUUGCAUAAAUAAUUGCAUGGAAAUUCAAGCAUUAUUUUAUAACACAUUGGUAAGGUGGCAUAUAGCAGUUGAACUGUCUGUCUGUCUGUAAGUCCGUGUGUCAGUCCGAAAACUUAAACAUUGGUCAUAACUUUUGCAAUAUUGAAGAUAGCAACUUGAUAUUUGGCAUGCAUGUGUAUCUCAUGGAGCUGCACAUUUUGAGUGGUAAAAGGUCAAGGUCAUUUAAGGUCAAAGGUCAAAUAUAUGGCUUCAAAGUGGCACAGAAGAGGGCAUUGUGUUUCUGAAAAAACACAUAUCUUGUUUCUAUAUUAAAUGUAAAAAAAGAUAUUUUAAUCUUUCCUACCUUGAAAUUUAAUAUAAACAUAUCACUGUUUUAUUGACUUGAGUAUACAAAAGUGCGCUUGUCCUGCUGUACAACUUCUUGGAACAAACAUAACUUGUCAGGACUAGCGGAAUUUUUAUGCGGUGAGUUACAUGGCAGGCGACAUUCUUUUUGUAAUAUGUACAUGUUAUCCAUAUGCUUUUAUAAUGUUUAAAUUGUUACCUGCUCAAAAGACUGUUGCUUCCUAGAUUUCAUUUAAGCAGUAUACAUGUAUAAAGCGAAUAUGAAAGUCAUUUUUCAUUAUUUGACUCGUAAAAAAUAAUGAAAGUAUAAUUUGCCAGCCAGAUCCCUCAAAGUAUAUAAUGUAGUUUUUAUGGUAUUUUUUAUGCUACUUGCGCUUAAUUAUAUUGGAGAUGCUGAUCCAAUACUUAAAAGUAUUACUACACCCCUGACAGAUAACAAUUAUCAUGCUUUCUUUCAACGUUUCAUCACUUGUAAAUCACCUCCACUUGUAAUACUGUUUGUGUGGGAAUGUCUUUAACAAGUAUAAACAAACAUCAUUCUGAUUAUCGUGCUUGGCGGUUUAUAAAUCUUUGUCAAAUUAGGCAUGAUUGAAAAAGUUUUGAAAAUAAAACAUGCAAGUAGUAUAACCAGUUAACAUACAUGAAGUAUUUCCUGCAAUAAUUAGAAACCAUCAUCGUUACAAAAUUCAUGUCAAUACAAUUUCAACCAUCACCAUCUUAAUAAUUAAAUGUAAAACCCUAACUUGCAUGCAUAAUGUUAAGUCCAAAAUAUUGCACAGUGAUGAUUUUUGUGUCAAAAAUGUUUGAGCUGUCAUUUUUGUUGUGUUUGCAACAAAGUAACUCAUCUUAUUGUACUACAUUAUUGUGUUAAAGAUGUUGCUCUCAGCCAUUAAUUUCCCAUUAUUUUCUCAAUAAAUGUAUGUCAUGGAGUGAGAAUAUGUCAAACAAAUUAUUUUUUCUUUCAAUGCUACACAAUACAAUGAUUAUUAUAUUAUUUUUGUUAUGCCCCCGGUAGGGUGGCAUAUAGCAGUUGAACUUUCCGUUAGUCAGUCAGUCAGUCUGUCCGUCUAUCCUAAAACUUUAACAUUUCCCAUAACUUUUGCAAUAUUAAAGAUAGCAACUUGAAAUUUGGCAUGCAUGUGUAUCUCAUGGAGCUGCGCAUUUUGAGUGGUGAAAGGUCAAGGUCAUCCUUCAAAGGUCGAAUAUAUGGCGUCUGUCAGUCCAUCAGAAAACUUUAACAUUGCCCAUAACUUUUGCAAUAUUGAAGAUAGCAACUUGAUAUUUGGCAUGCAUGUGUAUCUCAUAAAACUGCACAUUUUGAGUGAUGAAAGGUCAAGGUCAAGUCCAUCCUUCAAGGUCAAAAGUCAACUUUUGAAAUAUUGAAGAUAGCAACUUGAUAUGGGUGAAAGGUUAAGGUAAUCCUUCAAGGUCAAAUGUCCAAUAUAUGGUGUCUGUCUGUCUGUCCAAAAACUUUUACAUUGACCAUAACUUUUGCAAUAUUGAAUGAAGAUAGAAACUUGAUAUUUGGCAUGCAUGUGUAUCUCAUGGAGCUGCACAUUUUGAGUGGUGAAAGGUCAAAGUCAUCCUUCAAGGUCAAAGGUCAAAUAUAUGGCUUCAAAGUGGUGCAGUAGGGGGCAUUGUGUUUCUGACAAACACAUCUUUUGUUUGUGUUUGUUAUAAUGAAUACAAAUUUCUUGAUGUUGACAUCCUCAAGCUGUUUCAUUUGCAUAUUUUGCUGUAUUGUUAAUCACUUUAUAUGUGUGUUCUGUUUUAUUUCCAAUUAUUAACAGUUUAGUAAUGAAACGCUUUAUAUGUGAGUUCUUGUUUAUUUAAACUUAUUAACAGCUUAGUAAUGAAUCGCUUUAUAUGUGCGUUCUGUUUUAUUUCAACAUAUUUACAGUUUAGAAAUGAAUCGCUUUAUAUGUUUGUUUUGUUUUAAUUCAACUUAUCUACAGUUUAGUAAUAAACAAUUAAAAAAGUAAAAAAUAAUGGUGCAAUAAAUAAAUUUAUGGUUUGUCACUUUUUAUGCCCCCCUUUGAAGAAGAGGGGGUAUAUUGUUUUGCACAUGUCAGUCCGUCCGUCUCUCCGUCCACCGAAUGGUUUCCGGAUGAUAACUCAAGAACGCUUACGCCUAGGAUCAUGAAACUUCAUAGGUACAUUGAUCAUGACUCGCAGAUGACCCCUAUUGAUUUUCAGGUCACUAGGUCAAAGGUCAAGAUCACGGUGACUAGAACCAGUAAAAUGGUUUCCGGAUGAUUACUCAAGAAGGCUUACGCCUAGGAUCAUGAAACUUCAUAGGUACAUUGAUCAUGACUUGCAGAUGACCCCUAUUGAUUUUCAGGUCACUAGGUCAAAGGUCAAGGUCAAAGUGACUUGACACAGAAAAAUGGUUUCCGGAUGAUAACUCAAGAACGCUUACGCCUAGGAUCAUGAAACUUCAUAUGUACAUAGAUCAUGACUCGCAGACGACCCCUCUUGAUUUUCAGGUCACUAGGUCAAAGGUCAAGGUGACUCGAACCAGUAAAAUGGUUUCCGGAUGAUAACCCAAGAACGCUUUUGCCUAGGAUCAUGAAACUUCAUAGGUACAUUGAUCAUGACUCGCAGAUGACCCCUAUUGAAUUUCAGGUCACUAGGUCAAAAGUCAAGGUCACGGUGACUCAAACCAGUAAAAUGGUUUCCGGCUGAUAACUCAAGAACGCUUAUGCCUAGGAGCAUGAAACUUCAUAGGUUCAGUUGAUCAUGAAUCGCAGAUGACCCCUAUUGAUUUUCAGGUCACUAGGUCAAAGGUCAAGGUCACGUUAACUCGAACCAGUAAAAUGGUUUCCGGCUGAUAACUCAAGAACGCUUACGCCUAGGAUCAUGAAAUUUCAUAGGUCAUAAUCAGGUUAAUAGGAAAAUCUGGUAUAUUUUAGUCAUCAUGUUUGUGUUAGGAAACAAAAUGUACUUGGCGUUUUAAGUAUACAUUUUAUAUCAAAAUAUGAUCAUGUUGUUGGUUGGUAUUUCAUGAUGUUUGCUGUAGAGAAAAUCUUUGUAUUUACAAAUUAUCUUGGUUGUUAUUGUUACUCAUUAAAAAAAUGUAUUAACCAAUGAUGUGUGGUUUUAUUAAACGUUGAGGUAGAAGCAGUAGUAUGCACAGAACUUAAUUAAAUGAAAAGUGAAAUUAAAGUUUUGAGCUCAACUGAGCACCAGAUUUUAAUAGUGAUCUUAAGUGAUGGCUUUUGUAAGAUGUCAUUUGACAGUCAUCAACAUUUGGAUGUAUAUAUUUCUUCUCUGUUCCUUUUUAAUAUUUUCAUUGUUAUAGUUGGUUAAAUAAUUUGUAGUCUUAGUUUGAAAAUAGUUUUUGUAUGUUGAAAAACAUUGCCUCCAGAUUUUGGGGCGGUGUCCAUUUAUUGCUAAAAUGAAACCUUGUUAAUGUUCUAUCACCGUGAAAAUUGGUAAAUAAAUUUGUCCCAAUUAAAUGUCCCUUCAUUUAAAACUGGGGUGAGGUGUACAAAACUAGGUCAUGUGGUCAAAUAAAAAAAGAAAAGUUAAUUAACACUCUAGAAGUCACAUUUUUAGUCCAAUUUUCCUGAAAAUUGGUCAUAGCAUUUGUUCUAAUGAAAUAUCAGCAGAGUUCUAAAAUGGUUCCGGUCCAUUGAAAAAUAUGGUAAAUAGUUAUAUUAUUAUUAUAUCAGUAGAUUUGUUCUAAUGAUUUCUGGGCCGAGAACAACAAUUAUUCCAUUCUGUUAAAAUGAAUGGCUGCUAGGGGGCGAGUAAGUUUUUCUUACAAUGGCUACAUUUAAACAAUGUAUGCUCUUAUGUCACAUCUUUUGCCCAAUCUGCAUUAAAACUGCUCAUAAUUUAUAUUCUCAUGAUAUUUCAAUUUAGGUCUAUAUCGUUUUGGUCUUUUGAAGAAUAUUGCUAGGAUGGGAUGUUUUAGUUUAGCUUGUUAUUUCGGCUCAAGUGGAACCUUUUGAUACUGGUUUAAAGCCCCUUUCUGAAGAUGAUUACAACCAAUGUAAGAAAUACUAUGAGUGCAGCAAUAUGUUGCUGUGCACCUAUAUGUUAAGGUUUUACAAUUACAUGCAUUUACCUCAGUAUUUGAGACAUUGCUAUCUUUUUUGACUAAGAGUAGUUCAUUUCUGCUUCGUAAGGUAAGGGUUUUAGGCUUGUUACCAGACAAGCAGUCCAUCCCACAGUUUGUACCAGAAGGGCAACUAUUCAUUUCGUUGUGGUUCUCAGUACCUCCAAAAUGCAUUUCCACUGUGUCAUGCACCUCACAAGGGAACAGCAUGCCUGGGACGAGCAGUGCAGCCUUUAAUCAGGGAAGGUAAUUUUGUGCGUUCAUAUCAUUAUCAUCACACGCAUAACAAAGUUCUUGAUGGUAAUGCAACAUGCAUGAAAUGCUUAUUGACAGAUCAAACUGUUUGUGAAGUCACGGCAUCUAGCCAAUUUCCAAAGGUCGCUUAAUUGGUAUAUUACCUUUAUAUGAUGAAAUAAGAAGCCGAUUAUCCUUUUAGCACCCUAUCUAGCCUAUCUAGCCUAUUAAUAUGGAACGCCACAGCUGUCUUAUGUUCAACGCUGGUAUGCUGUUUGCUUCAUUCUUGUGUUGUUGGGUUUAGUGAGUAUUAUGUUUAGUUCGUAAUACAUCAUGUUUAGUUGAUUAAAAAUGUUGCUGGAUCAAACUACAUCAUGCUUAGUUGAUCAAAAAUGUUGUUGGGUCAAACAAUUAUAUUGUCCAGUUUAACAUUAUUUUUGUCGGUUAUAAGCACAUGGUGUUUGGUUAAACCAAUAUGUUGCUCAGUUAGUACGUUGACUUGUUAUGUUUACUUUGACAUUACGUAAGGUUAACACGUGCAGUUAUUGGGUCACAGAAGCAAUGUAUUCGCUCGAAAAUUAUGUUGUUAAGUUACCUUAACAUUGUGUUUAGUUAGUAUUACAUUAUGUUAAGGAGGUACACUCACUUGCUAUGUCAAAAUAUAAACAUGUCUUGUUUAAAAAUGUGUUUAUCAGUUAUUGUAAAAUGAUGUUAAGUAACGAGAAUAUAUUGUUCAGUUGAAAACUAUAUUAUUUCGUCCUAAACUCAUUCUGUUAUGUCAAUGUUGGCCUUACGUUCGGUUAUCAAAUACUGUUAUUGGGUUGGAGCAGCAAAUUCGCUUCAACCCUGUGUUGUUGGGCUACUCUAAUAUUAUGUAUAUUUAAAAUGCAUGUUUAGUAUUUUACACUGCUGUUAAACCAUAAUGUUGUGGGGUUGCCGUGACAAGUUGUUAUGUUCAUUUGGAAUAAAUCGGACUGUUUCUCUAGGCUUUAUUAAAGUCUAUCAUUGUUUUUAUUAUGGACAAGGAAGAAUCUACUGUUUUAAACUGUGUCGUUCUUUUUGCAGUAAACAACGCUCUUACAAAUUAUAUGUCAACUACUUUUUAACGUGUGUGCAUUUUUAAACUAUGGAGAGCAUCUUAAAUAAACUUGGCUUGCAAAAAUACGUGAACAUAUUUAGCGAGGAAAAGAUUUCCCCAGACAUUAUUUGUGACAUGUCACUGUAUGAUAUGGCUUGUUUGGGAUUAAAUAACAGAGCUGAGAUCAUGAAUUUAAGGACAGCUUGUAUUCACUUCGGGAAUAGCCAGGUUCGUCGUGAUAUUGGAUCAAAUGGAGGACCAUCGAGAUCUACAUUUCAGAUUUCGAAACAGACAUUAGAAGGUCUAAUAGAAUCUGAUUUCGAGGUGAAAGAAAUAGCGGAACUGCUGUCAGUUUCCGAGAGCACUGUAUACAGAAGAAUGAGGAUGUAUGAAUUGAAAAAACUAAAUUUUACAGAAAUUAGUGAUGAAAGGCUUGUUAAUAUUGUGAAUGAAGUAUCAAAAGAAUUUCCCAGAUGCGGCGAAAAGAUGGUUAAAGAAAUACUUCGACAAAAACAUGUACAUAUACCAAGAUAUCGUCUUCGAGAUAUUUUACAUACACAUGAUGAAGCUGGGAUAAAGAAUAGAACACUGCGGCGUCUUCACAGACGUGUAUAUCACGUACAAGGGCCAAAUCAUAUUUGGCAUGUGGACACUAACCACAAACUAAUACGUUGGUAUUUUAUAAUCUCCGCGGGAGUUGAUGGUUUCAGUAGAAUGAUUAUGUUUAUCCGUGCAUUAGACAAUAAUAGAGCAGAUACAUUACUUCAAGUAUUCACACAAGGUGUCGCCGAGUCUGGAAUACCACUGCGAGUGAGAACUGAUAAAGGAAUGGAAAACGUUAAAAUAGCAGACUUCAUGCUCGAAAAUAGGGGCAAUGGUAGUAUGAUAAUAGGAAAAAGUGUUCACAAUCAGCGUGUAGAGCGCAUGUGGAGGGAUGUAUACGAAGGCUCAUUAGGAUUUUAUUCGGAACUGUUUUCAUUUCUUGAAGAUGAAGGUAAACUAAACAUAAUGAACCCAUUACACAUAUAUGCCCUUCAUUAUGUGUACAUGCAAAAAAUCAAUGAGAAACUUAAAAUAUAGAAAGAUGCAUGGAACACUCAUAGACUGCGAACAGUUGGAGCAUCACCACUGAAACUCUGGACUUCUGGUAUGAUCAAUAGUCCAGUUCCUUCACAAGAAUGCCCGUCAUCAACAAUUAGCUUUUGACCACACUAGAGGUCACAAUUUUGGUUCAAUCUUCAUGAAACUUGGUCAGAAUGAUUGUCUUGAUAAAAUCUUGGCCGAGUUUGAAAGAAGACCACGUGGGGUUAUAAACUAGGUCAAUUAAUAGGGAAACCUUAUGAUCACUCUAGAAGUCACAAUUAUCAUACAAUCUUCAUAAAACUUGGUCAGAAUGAUUGUCUUGACAAAAUCUAGGAUGAGUUUGAAAGUGGUUCACAUGGGGUAAAAAACUAGGUCAUUAGGGCAAAUAAUAGGAAAAUCUUUUGACCACUCUAGAGGUCACAUUUUUCACCCAAUCUUUGUGAAACAUGGUCUGAUUGUUAGCCUUGAAGAAAUCUCGGACGACCUCAGGUCAAAAAGUAAGUCACUUGGUUAAAUCUUAGAAAAACCUUGUGUGUGUUCUAGUUGUCCAAUCAGAAUUUUCCAAGUCAGGUGAGCGAUCCAGGGCCAUCAUGACCCUCUUGUUUUCUUUAAGUGUAAAUGAGUUAAAAUGUAAAUGUUUGAAAUCAAUAACUGAUGCAGAAAUAAAUCAUUCAAAUCUG
This is a messenger RNA of Dreissena polymorpha, 9699 nucleotides long. Its product is annotated as sodium- and chloride-dependent GABA transporter ine-like. NCBI's taxonomy places the organism in Eukaryota, Metazoa, Mollusca, Bivalvia, Myida, Dreissenidae. The record is from RefSeq and is a predicted model, not a curated record. Gene Ontology annotation, cellular component: membrane. Bases 275 to 2089 code for a protein of 604 amino acids. Gene Ontology annotation, biological process: sodium ion transmembrane transport. The transcript is spliced from 16 exons.